AUGGCAUCGAGUCCACAAUGGACGCACCUCCAGUUUCCGUUCGCUUCAGCCGGCGAGGUGUUAGCAGCGGGCGUCGUUCUCCCCAUCGUCUGCCUCGCAUGUGUAAUGCUUCGUUUCGUCGCUCGAGGAAGUCAAAAGGUUCGCCCUGGUCUGGACGACUGGUUGCUCGUUCCUGCAGCGGUUAUGGUAACUGGAAUGGGCAUAUGCUUCAUCUACGGCUACUCGGUCCACGUAAUGGGAUACCCGACACCCUACCCCAUGAGCGACGAUCCCAAAAAGGCAUUAGCGAAGUACAACCAUGCCUACGAAACCGAAGCCAAGAUCGAAUUUUACUUCCAGCUCUUCAUGAUCGCAGCGUACGGCUUCAUCAAAGCCAGCAUCGUUAUCUUCUAUCGUCGUAUUUUCGUCUCGAACAAGAAAUCCCGCUUCGCCAUCAUCUCCAACAUCUGCCUCACUGUAACGGUGGUGUGGGCAGUGGCAUUCUUCCUCCUGUUUUUAUUCGGCUGUAAGACAAAAGUCUACCUCCAUUGGGCGCCUCUCCAGGAAGUAAGGGAUCAAUGUGGAGACCCCCUUGCUGCCGAAACGGCCCUGGUCGUCUCGGACCUCAUCACUGAUCUGGCAAUCCUGCUCCUGCCCUUUCCAAAGAUAUGGGCACUCCAAAUGUCUGUGCGACGGAAGAUUGCCCUCAGUUGUAUAUUCGGGGUGGGGUUGAUGGCACUGUCAGCCUCCAUCGUGAGACUGGCCAUUUACCUGAUUGUCUUUCUGGUUGGAUAUGAGGCUGGAUAUGACCCCGAUCAAACCGUGACCACAAUGCUCUGGUGGAGCAUGAUUGAAGCCAGUCUGGGUUUAAUCGCCGCGUGCUUACCCACCCUCCGUCCGGUGGUUUACUCCGCACGAGGUUGGCUCCUGCGUGAAGGCCGAAUGGGCUUUUCUGGUCGGUGGAGUCGAAAGCUUGCAUCCACCGGCGAUCGAACAUCCGUGGGUGGGACGGGGACCUCGUCGAUGGAUGCGAAUAAGUCUAGCUCGGUCGUUAUCCAGGAGCCCAGAACGAUGGUGUAG
Molecule: messenger RNA, 1059 nt
Organism: Aspergillus pseudotamarii
Lineage: Eukaryota; Fungi; Ascomycota; Eurotiomycetes; Eurotiales; Aspergillaceae
Exons: 6
Coding region: 1-1059 (352 amino acids)
Source: RefSeq, a predicted model, not a curated record